AUAACUUUGUUUAACUUAUUUAAUUUUUGUAUAAAUUUAGAACAUACUACAACAAAGUAUAAUUUUAUCUUUUUAUGCGUGAAAAAUAAUGCGUUCAUUUUGUUAUUGUGAAAUAAGUAGUUUACAAUAUCUAGAUUAAUGCUAUUAUGCACUUAUUCUUAUAUUCUUCUCUUCAGACAUUGAGGCUUAUAAACUCCUUUUCAUUUCCUGUAAUAUUUCCGCGGUUCCAGACUGUAUUGCUUGCUUGCAUAUCUGUUGAGAAAGAAAAAAUGUCUCUCUUUUUCUCGUAUUACCAUAGCUUUCGUUAUUAUAAAGUAUAACGGUUGUUUAAGAACAUAAUUUUUUUUUAAAGUAUGGAUAAACAAUAUUUACUACAAAACAUUGUUAUUUAAUUGUUCAACGCAUAUAUGAAACUUGAUACGUUGCAAACGACUCUUUUGCGAACGUUUAGCACACACGUGCAAUAUUGCUUCCAUAAACUUAUAUCGUCUUUUAUUACACGGUUUACAAACUUCACUGUUUUAAACUUACUUGGUUUAAGUUUCUAUUCUCUACUUUUUACUUCCUGCUGCCCCGUCAAUUCCUUCGAAAAUGACAUGUCGGAGUGCAAAUCGAUUUAUAUGAUCGAUUAAGUAAUGCAAUUGUGACUACUGAGUUUGAAACUCGCCUAUUAGACAUCAAGAAACUGCCGGGGAAAUCAAGUUAAAAGUUUACAAGUAACAAGCACGAAGCUCCCUCGCGAAUUCUUUCUCCUUCUGCAGAUAUACGAGUAAAAAUCAUGCCGUAGAAUGAUAAAGCGAACUAUUCGAACGAGCAGACAACUUGAAAUUGAAUGCAGCGCCGAUCACCUUUUUCGCAUCUCUCUUCUCUAUUGCGCGAACGUUUGCGUUACACGAGUAUUAUGUUCGGCACAUUUCGCGCGUAUUAUUCGAUAGCUAGACAAAACGUUUCCUGUGACAGCCCGAGGGAAGGGAUGGGCGAUACCACUGGGACGGUCUACAUUUACGAGCAAGAAGAAUACGGCGCAUAAGACAUACGGUUUUAGACGGUUUCCAGCCGCGCUGGAGCACGACGUCUUACAAAAUGCAACCACUAAAUUACGGUUCUUACGACAGGCCGCGUCGUAAACAUUCAUAUCUCGUUGUUUGACAUCGAAUACGGGGAGAGAGCGAGAGCGGGACGCAAACAACCGGGGUUACGGUAUCUUCAUAAAAAGUAUGCCCCAUUACCGUGAAAUUUUGCGUAUAAGCUCCAGCCUUUGCUUUAUUCCCGGCCAGCUCUUUCCGUAAAGAGACGCGACGUGACGCCCCGAGCGACGUCAAAAGUUCCGUAAUCAGCCGACGGCAAUGUUAAAGAUUAUGACACCUCUCCAUACGCGCUUACCUACGGUAUCCGGUUCUCUGCGCGCGAGUAUAUAUCUUCCAAUUCUUUCAUAAUGGCAGAUAUUUUGCACCCCCGUGAAAACCCGUAGCUUUCGUACCGUUCGAUACAAAAUCCGCAUGCGGCGCCCGUUGCAACGUUCUCGUGUAUGACAUGAAAUCCCGUUGUCAACGGUUAUUACCGCCGAAUGCAAAGCGAAGCAGAUACCACACACACGUUGCUGAGGAAGCGAACGUCACCGAACGUUGCCCGCCCUAUCGCAUCAACGUAUUGUCCAUAAGCCGACCUUGAGCCAUUAGCUUAGGUAACAGUACGUGAAAAUCAUCUUCCGAUCAGUUGGCGAUGCACUCGACGAUAUCUAACUGGCUCCGAAAAUCGUACAUCGUGCCGUUUGAUCGGCUAAUGUCGAAUAUAUAGGCGACGCAUGCUGACCGCAUGGCAAUAAAUAUCGGUAAUCGAUAUUCCACCAGGGGCGAUUUAGUCCGGGCCCGCGCGCAACGCCAGCAAGGCGCGCGCCGCAAGAGCGCAAGAGAAAGAAAAACUGAAAGGGGGAUGGAACGCAGCGGGCUCGGUGAGCGAGAGAGACGAGAUCUUUGACGCUUUCAAAACCAGAAGCGGCACUCUGUACUUCGUAUUAAAAACCUUACGCUCGAAAGAACGCUUUCAGCCGCAUUGACCGACUGUGAAUGACGAAUUUGUGACCUCCUUUGCAAAAGCAAUUAUGUCACUCCUCCUCCACCUCUUCGCUACCGGAGUAGCGAUAUCUAACCCUUCUGAUGCUUUUUCCUUCGUUCCUUCUCACUCUCCCUCUCUCUUUCUGUUUCUCUACCCGCCGCUUCUUUCUUCUGCAGCCACGAACGGCUGGCUUUUACAUUUUCAAGCUUCUCGCACGGAAAAUCGCUCUUACAUUCAAAUCAAAAGACCUGACCGCGCCGCUUGAAAUGUUUUACUUUCAUCGCAGUUCAAGUUUUGCCAUACGACAGUUUAAUCUCUAUCUAACAACCUUUUUAUUGCUAUUCCGCUACUAGCAUUGUUUACUCGGCUUAAUCAUGGGACAACUCUUCUUGUCGCGUUUUGCCUAAUGCAUAAUUCUUCCUCUUUUAGUUUCGAUAUAUUUCUUUAUAAAAUAAAAAUAAGUCAAGCUGCAUAUAUCGAUCGGUUUAAAUCGGUUUUAUCAUGGUAUUCGCUGUUAUUGUGUAAAUGGAAUUGCAAAUGUGAUUGGUCAGUUUUAGUUAGAGCAACAGAGUGCUCAACAGUGUAUCACUCCACUCUUGAUGUUAAGGUCUUUGUACCAAAGAGCUAGCGAAAAAUGUUCAAAUGAUAGCGGGACGUACGACAUAAAAGCACACAAAUAAAUAUCGAAUUUUACGAACGGCUAAAAAAAAAGACAAUUUCUAGAAAAUAUGAAUGCCUGCCAGACACAGAUGCAUAACUGCGUUUUAAUCGAUAGAUUGACAAAAUUUUCUAUAUUUUAUUUCGUCGCCAGAGAGGAAAAAGCGUGCGCGUUCGAUAAUACAACUAGGAUAAUGAUUUAUUUUAAAGUCCUCCGCGUACGCACAGUGACGUCGGGAGAAGUAUGAAUUUUAGUAUCUCAAAGAGAUGAUUACGGGAGAUGUUGAACUCGUUAUCACACUGCGAUCAAGGAAGCGUAUUACGAAUAAUUUCUUCUUUGCAAGCAGCUGAAGCUAGAUGGAUAAAAGAAUAACUUGUGCUCGGAUAAUUGCUUCCUAAUGGCCGCGAACAUGAUAUCUCGCUCUUCUUUCCAUUACGCUUUGUUUCCUGUCUGUCUACUCGGAUACCACGAGCUGUUCGACGUCAAUCCAACGAUUUAACGGCGGUAUUAUAUUGCAUAACGUACCCGACGUGCAUUUACAUCGUAUGUUAUGGAAAAUCGCUUUUAUAUCACACUUGUCGUAUAAUUCGACACUUUGAUUAAGCAAAAUCACUUACCACAACAAGAUUUCCUUUUAAUAAUUAUCCUACAUUCAAUACGGGCAAUACGACGGACGACACGAUCAAUAUGAAAGAUUUUAAUUUCAGUUCAGGUUUGUGUGACUUCUGACCUUAAAAUUUAUAUGCCGUAUAUCGCGUUGCAUUUUGUUGCAAGCAGUUUAUGCUUUAAUGCGAUUUCGGCGCGACGAAACUACAUUUUCCAAUUCGCAUACCAUGCGAGUCUCGACUAGGGGUGGUGAAACGGUAGGUAAAAGGGUUUCGCGCGCGAAACUUAAUAAAUUAAUCCCGUAAACAUGGAGAAUCGUGUUUCACCGGCUAUUCCGUGCGUGUGCAUCAUGAACACGUGCACGCAUCCGCGGCAAUGGAGGGAUGCAAUACGUGCUUUGCCGGUGCAAGUCUCGCGGAAAAUAUCAGUGUACAUAGCGUUUUGCCUUCUCCUCCCCCUUCUCUCUCUCUCUCCCCUCUUCGCGUGAUAUAUUUACUUAAUAAACGUUCCGAACGGCAGGAAAAUUUAAAUUAAAUUUAUUCAGUGAAAACAGCGUAUAGGCACGAGGACGACCGCAACAUUGUUCCCGAGCGAACGAAAUGCGCGGAGAGAGAGAAGAGAGGAGGGAGAGAGAGAGAGAGAGAGAGAGAGAGAGAGAGAGAGAGAGAGAGAGAGAGAGAGAGAACCGAAGAGAGAGAGUGUGAGAGAGCGAGUGAACGUGGGUAGCCAGAAAGGAUAAAUGGACACAGAGAAGACGAUUAAAGUAGCAAGUGAGUAAAGCAAAACGAAGACGGAGGCAAAUGGAAGAAAGGCGGACACACAGAAGGAGAAAAUAUAGAGAAAAAGCGCGGAGGAAGAAGGAGAGGAAGAGGGUGUCGAAAGAGCUGCAAAAGUACGGACUGUUAAAACGAAGUGAAAAGCUCGCGAGGGAUGGCGCGACGCGUCUGAGUGACGGCGGGCCCCGUUGAUUCGGGUGUAGGAGGAAAAAAAAAAACCGUGAAAAUAUGCUCUCGGCAUGCUCUCCCUACGACGGAAAUGUGUCAAAUUCGCGCGUGCUCCGUCUGCCGUGGUACAUUCGGGCUCGGCGGAGCCGUCGCUCGUGUCGGGGAGGAUCGGCGAUGAUGGCGCGCGCUGCGACAGAGGGUGUACGGGUAACGACAAAAAAAAUAUUUGUCCGCGUUUCAUUUCGUCCGUUGCAUGCAUCGGGCGUUCGCUGCCUGACCGCUCGGACGCGUUGUUUUCGUAUUAUCCGAAAUUCUUCCGGUGUCAAUGGCCCGUAAUUCGAGCAAACAAUGACCAGCUAAACGACUCACGACUACGGCCCGCCCGUUCAUAAAUUCGCGCGAGUCUUUUUUAUUACUGUCGCGAUACGUUUCGCGAACUGCGUAACUGUAACUGCGUAAAGACUGAAACACACUAGAAAUUGCCAGAUAAAUUCCGAUUAAUUAACGAUUAUUACACUUACAACCGUCGUUGUGCGCUAUAAUCUUGUAUCCGGAACGAAAGAUAUAUAGUAAAAUGUCAAGCAAUAAUAAUCAAUAUCUGCAGAAAUAAUCAGCUGUUAUAUUUGUUAUGUUUCUGGAAUAUAAUUAAAAAAUUAUUAGGAUUAUUAUAACAGAAGAAUUUGCCUGCAUCAUUCACGUGAUUAAACCGCAACACUUUAUUGGUUGCGAUUGACGAUUAAAAAAGAAUAUUUUCUAAAUCGCAGUCAAUAAUCACAAAUGCAAUUCAAUUCUGUAAUCAUUAAUGUGACUUGGCCUUCUGCAUACCAUAGCGAGAAAUUUUGUUGUGUUUUUUUACAAGUUUGUUUAAUUACUUGCACGUGGAAUGCUAAAUGAAGUUACAAAAAUAUCAUGAUAAAACCUUUUUUGCAUUUUCUGUACACAUAUAUAUAUAUAUAUAUCUGAACAAAAUUUAUCAAGAGACAAGCAACGCACGUUUUGAAACAGUGCCAACAAUAAGAAAGAGGAUUUGCUGUUAUUACAUAAGUUUUCAUCCUAUUAUAUUAUACAUAAAAAAAUAAAGUAGAGGUAUACCUUCAAAAAAAAAAGUUCUCGUUACAUUUGCGGACUUUAAGUUGGGCGACUCGAGAUGGAUGCUGACGUUAACGCUCGCCUCAAAUUGCUGCUUUCACACGUCGCUUGUUUCUUGAAAAUUAGCAUGUUGAUUAAAAUUCGACUUGAAAGUCGCUUUGAAACGUGAAACUGGGCCGUAAGUUUCUCGGGUAGAAAACGCGUAGAGAAGCGAGAGCCGUCGAUGUCGGGGCGUGGACAAAGUGGUCAUAUUUCGCACAAGUGUCCCAUGUCUACCCUUUUGUCUUUUCCCUAGCGGCAACCGUUGAAAGCAGCUUGCUGUAAGCGGAUAUUCUAUUUAGGAAAAAAGUUGGAAGCGUGCUUGUUCCUUGCCGUUGUAUAAAACUGCUUAUCGACCGGCUCGUCCUUCUUUACUGUAUAGAUCCACUUCGUUUGAAUAUGCAAACUAAUUUAUUUCUAUACCCUCUUUUCUCGGAUCGGGCAAUAUAUAAAUAUGAUCUUCUAAAGUACUUUAUAUUUUGCGGAAGAAGUACAUGGCCAAAAGGGAAUAGCGGGACCGUUUUCCCACGAGUGAAUCGAAUGUGUACCUAUCAGCUACUCUGCAUAAAUUUGGUCUGAGUGUGACGACGUCGCAUUUAUGACGAGGACAACGUCGUUUUCGAGAGAAUCGUCGCCGCCGCACCGCGCCGCGUCGGCGAGGAAGCUCCUCAUGGAAAAUCACGUUAAAGUUUGAAAAAUUUGAUGGCAUGCUCGAAACAGACUGAAGUUCACUCGAGGGAAUGCUGGGUGGACGGCUGCAAUUGCUCACGGAACAUAUCUUCCUUCUCCCGAGCACGGCGAACAGAUUGUCAGAAACCGUCGGAUCGUUCGUUAAAGCGAAAAAUCACGUGCGCGAGAUUUACUUCGAUUUCAUAUUUUUUCGAUUGCAUCGUCUGUCGGCGCUGUUCCCAAAUGUUGAUUUAUCGCGGGAUAAACUUUGCUACUCAUGACUAAACAUUAGGAAAUGAAUAUUUAUUUUACUGAAUUUUUGAGGGAAUUAAAAAAACUGCUUUUUCAUUUUCAAAUUAAUUUAGUGAAAAUAAGAUAAUAUCUUUUGAUUCUAAUUGAUAUAUGAAACAUCUUCUAUAGACGAAAUUUAAUUAUAUUACAAAUUCGCACACUAAUGCAACUUUAUAUCGCAAAUAUUUAAGAAAUUUAAAGCAAUUAUCUUUUUACUUGAUUUUAAUUACCGCUUAACUCAUAAAGUUCGCAUCAAGUACAUAGUUCUUAAUCAUUAAGGCAUACUAUUCAAAUUCAUUCUACUUAGUUUGUGUAGCUGUUCUCGCCUCAUUUCUUCUCUUUACAUCUGCUUUUCUAUUUGCGCGAAUGUAAAAGUAAAUUAUAGAAAUUUAUUCAUCUUGAGUGCACUUUAUGCACUCUGCUUCAAAAUUGUACUUGAAAUUUUUCCAAAGUAAUAACAUCGUAAAUUUCUCAACAUAUUUCUAAUAUAUCGUGAACAUUACUAAUGUAACAUUACCAAUAAAAAGUUGAACAAAUUGAUUUCUAAAAAAUAAUUUACGAUAAUAAACAAUAAUUUUUUAAUAAUAACUUCAUUUUAAGCACAGUCAAUUAAUUUUUAGAAAUAUUCUUUGUUAAUUGAAUAGAUUUUACAAACUUUGCUUUCAAAUCUAAUAUAAUAAACAGACAGAAAUCUCAUUGUCUGUAAUAUUUCCAUUUUUACCAAUUUAAUAUAAUAGGUAAUUUAUAAUCAAUAAUUUUUCUAAAUUUUUUAAAAUGUAUUAAUACAAUCACGCCGUUUAAUAAAAUGAGCGGCUUAGAAUUACAUUUAUUAAUGAUACGUAAUGAGUACAUCAUUGAUUAAAAAUAAGAAAUAAAUUUAUAUAUAUCUACACGUAUUAAAAGAGAUAACAAUAAAGAAUAAUUUAUCUCUUUUAUCUACAGUUCUUGGAAAGCCAUGUAGUUUGAAUAAUGUACUUUAUUGAGAAUUACAAUAAAUUUCAGGAAGUACAUUAUGAACCUCUAAUGAAGAUUAUGUAUCGAGGCUAAAGAUAAACUGAGGAAAUCCGACCUAACAAUUCUACUUGUAAACCCGAUGUUGCGCGGUUAUAGUUGACACACGAGAUUAUAGAGGCAUCUCGUAAAUUGCUCUUCGGGUAAUCUGUUCGCGCUAUUAUAUUCCCUGAGUAAUAAUUACGUAAAUACAGUCCGUUAUAACUCGCUAUUUUGAUCGUCAACAUGUUUUCUGAAGGUAUAAAAGAUGGGCAAUAACGCGAUCUUUUCGCAGUGUUAAAAUGUGGUCCAACAAGUUUGUGUUGUGUGCGUUUGUGCUCGUGUGGGCCAAAGCCGAGCAAGAUGUUCAAUUAGAAAUUCCUCAGGGAUUUCUAAAGGGCCUAAAGACUAGUACCGUAAUGCAGAACAAGCCAUACUACAGCUUUAAAGGAAUACCUUACGCGAAACCCAAUGUUGGCCUUAAUAAAUUCCAGAUGCCGGAGCCAGCGGAGCCAUGGGAAGGCACGUAUGAUGGGACCUAUCACCGUUCGUCUUGUCCUUUCUUUUGUAUAAUAGAACAAGAUAUAGUUGGCGAGGAGGAUUGUCUUUUUCUUAACGUUUACACUCCGAUAUUGGACAAAGAAGCUUGUAAAGCUGUUAUGGUAUGGUUUCAUGGCGGUAAUUUCAAUCACGGCCUCGGAGACGACACAUUCUAUGGUCCUGAUUUUUUAAUCGAGCAAGAUGUUGUUCUUGUGACGCUUAAUUAUAGACUAGGCGCAAUUGGAUUUUUAAAUACUGGUGACGAGAAUGCACCUGGCAACGCUGGUCUAAAGGAUCAGGUAAUGGCGUUGAAAUGGGUCAAGGACAAUAUACAUUACUUCGGUGGCUGUCCGAACCGAGUUACGAUCUUCGGCGAAGAUGCGGGUGCAAGUUCUGUUCAAUUUCACAUGAUGUCUCCUAUGUCCGAUGGUUUGUUUAAUAAAGUUAUCGCGCAAAGCGGGAGCGCAGUGAAUACAUGGGCGAUGUCUUACGAUGCCAGAGAAGUAGCUUUUAAGUUGGGCGAAAAGCUCGACAUUGAGACUACCGAUUCUGCGGAGUUGGUCGCCAGGCUCGCGGAAUUCUCUCCGAAAGAGUUAAUUGCGGCCAGCGAUGACUUGACGUUUCUUAAACAGAGUGCCAUGAACGGCCGCACCGAAGCAUUCAUUCCAGCGGUCGAGGCUGAUGUAGGACAAGAGGUAUUUCUACCGGCUGAUCCCUGGACGCUUUUAAAAUCUGGAAAAAUUGCCGACGUGCCUGUUAUGGCCGGAUUUAUGGCCGAUGAGUCCGCCUUCCAUGUCCAGAUGAUGCUCGGCAAUAUCGAUCAGAUAAACGAGCACUUUGAGAACUUCCUGCCGAACGACUUGAAUAUAACCGAUGCCGGGCGGAAGAACCAACUAGGUGAAAGCUUGAAGAGCUACUACUUCGGGGAUAAAUUGAUCUCCACGGAAACCACGAAAGAGUUCAUGAAGAUGUUGGACGACGUCAUGUUUGACGCCGGGAUCGCACUCAGUUUAGAGGUAUUAAGCUCCCGAAUUUCAUCUCCAAUUUACCAGUACUUAUUCUCUUACGAAGCUCCUAUCGGUAUGAUAAAAUCUUUGAUCCACGUGGAACAGGGCGCUGCUCAUGGUGACGAUUUGACGUACGAAUUUUAUUCGGAAACGUUGAAAAAUAUGCCACAACCAGAUUCCCCUGCAGAAAAAAUGGUGCGCAUUUAUACGACAAUAUUGACGAAUUUUGCAAAAGAUGGGGACCCUACGUCAAAUAAGAAUGAGUAUGUAAAUGUGGAUUGGGAGCCCAGAGGUACAGAAGAUAAUUAUAUGAUUAUUAAUCAAGAUUUAAAAAUGGAAAAAGGUUUUCUGGGAGACAGAGCUGAGUUCUGGAAGGACUUAUACAAAAAUAUUCUUGACUAAUAAUAAAAUAUCGCGUCAUAUCAUGAGAAUAUAAAUGUAUUAGUUAUAUCGAAUUGUGGCAAAUAAUGACGAUGCAUACUUCGCACAGUUAUUCUUAUAGUACGAUAUGGCGAAAAAUAUGUGAAAUAUUAUAUAAAAAUUGCAAAUAUAUAUAAUAUAUUUAUAUAUAUAAAUAUAAAUAUAUAUAUAUAUAUAUAAUAAAAUCUAAACUAAGAGUAUUAGUAAGACGCUUGAUGCUUUGCAUCGAGAAGAAGGGCACCACAAAGCGACGUGAUCGAUAAAGUCCACGCUGAAUUAUAAAAUAUCCAAUUAGAGACGGCAAUAACAUUUCUUACUGAUAUCAAUUAUCAAUAUAUAUAUAAAACGAGCUAUAUAUCAAUAGUAGAUUUUGGAGUCACGGUUCUUCCAUUACGUAUUUACGUAUCACCGCAGCUAGCCUCCCAGAAAAGAUUUCUGAUACAAAAACAAAAAAAUCUUGAUAUUUAAUCUUAUUACAACCUCAUGCAGUAUACAAAUAAAGCAAUAAGAUUAAAUCAGUAAUUCCUAUUCCUCUUUCUCGAAUUAAAUAAGAUUAAUUUAUUAUUUUGAGACAAGAGUAACAAAUAAAUUUAACGUUUAGAAUAAAUUUUUGUUCGAUGUUUUAAUGCGCGACAAUAUUUGGCGUGAACUUAUAUGUGCUAUCGUCUUUUGUCAGAUUUAAAUUAACAUCUUCAGAGCGGUCUAUUCUUAAAUCUGAAAUAUUAUAAGUGUCAUAAAUUUAUUAAAUCAUUCUAAAAAAAUUAUUAGGAUAGCAUCAAAAUCAUUUUAUUCUAGAUUUAAGAACUUUCCAUUUAAGAACAAAACAUUCCUUCUUUGAUAAUAAAUAUGAUUGCUGGAA
This is a messenger RNA of Monomorium pharaonis (pharaoh ant), 10167 nucleotides long. RefSeq names its product esterase FE4. The coding region runs from base 7644 to 9290 and encodes 548 amino acids. The transcript has 9 exons. NCBI's taxonomy places the organism in Eukaryota, Metazoa, Arthropoda, Insecta, Hymenoptera, Formicidae. The record is from RefSeq and is a predicted model, not a curated record.